Messenger RNA from Hydatigera taeniaeformis, 480 nucleotides. The record is from the annotation of a GenBank genome assembly. Lineage: Eukaryota; Metazoa; Platyhelminthes; Cestoda; Cyclophyllidea; Taeniidae.
AUGGAACGUUUGAUGCUGUUCAGGCCACUUCAGCAGGCUAAACGUAAUGAUUAUCUACAAUGGGACGAAUACUUCAUGGCUCUUGCCCUCCUUUCCGCUAUGCGGAGCAAAGAUCCCGUAACUCAAGUUGGUGCUUGUAUAGUCGACAAUGAAAACAAAAUCGUCUCCGUGGGUUAUAACGGUAUGCCCGUUGGGCUCUCGGACGACGAAUUGCCGUGGACAAAGAGGCAAGAAGAUCCAUUGCAAAACAAAAAUUUUUACGUUUGUCAUGCAGAACUAAAUGCUGUGCUCAACAAGAACACUUUAAGCGUCAAGGGUUGCAAAGUCUACACCACUCUCUUCCCGUGUUAUGAAUGUGCCAAAGUUAUGAUUCAGUCAGGCAUCAGGGAAGUUAUUUACUUCGACGAGAAGAAGACCAUCACUCCAUCUGGCGAUGCUUCAAAAAUUAUGUUCUUGAAAGCAAACGUAAAAUUGACGUAA